This is a messenger RNA of Melanotaenia boesemani (Boeseman's rainbowfish), 1707 nucleotides long. Its product is annotated as lymphocyte activation gene 3 protein-like. NCBI's taxonomy places the organism in Eukaryota, Metazoa, Chordata, Actinopteri, Atheriniformes, Melanotaeniidae. Gene Ontology annotation, molecular function: MHC class II protein binding; protein tyrosine kinase binding. Gene Ontology annotation, biological process: T cell activation; interleukin-15-mediated signaling pathway; positive regulation of ERK1 and ERK2 cascade. The coding region runs from base 108 to 1484 and encodes 458 amino acids. The record is from RefSeq and is a predicted model, not a curated record. The transcript has 8 exons. Gene Ontology annotation, cellular component: external side of plasma membrane; membrane raft.
AGACUUUACCAAAGAGAAAGACAGACUUCAGUGGGUGGAAAAAAAGAUUAAUUAAGUGAAGUUUGAGGAUUUAUUUCAACAGCAGCUAGAAGACUGAAGCAACAAUAAUGAUAUUGUUAGAGAGUAUCAUCUUUGGGGUGAUUACAUACCUUAUGACAGCAGCUAGAUGCGAGGUAACUGAGGUGUUCGCUGAAGUGAAUUCCCAGGCUGUUCUACCGUGUAAAUGCAGAAAUGACCCCUGCCAUCCAGCUGACAUAAUCUGGAACAAACACAACCAAGGCACUGUUUGGAGAAAGCAAAGCAGCGGUUUGCAGUAUGUGGGCUCUAGCUGGUUACAGAAGGAUGGCCCUCGUGUGCAAUGCCAACACUCCCAUUUCCAAAGUGGCGACUACAGUCUGCAAAUCAACAGUGUGAAAGCGGAGGAUGCAGGACUUUACUCUUGCAGAAUUAGACUUGGAACUCAUGCUUUUCAAAACCAUGAUGUCAUGCUCAGGAUUAUAAAAGUGUCUACCUCUCCACCAGCCCCUUUAAGUGGAGAUGAUGUGCUAAUCAACUGUAGUGUGACACCUUGGCCUACAAAUGCUUUGGUGCAGUGGAAGUUGAACAAUAAUUCAUUCGUGAGUCAGAAUGGAGUUGGAAUGGUUGUUAAAGAAAAGGCAACUGAGGGAAUGACAGGAAAAUGGACCUGUGUCAUUUCCUACAACAGUAAUGUGUGGCAUGCCUCAACAACUCUGUCAGUGAACGGAAUCAUUCAGCCAGCAAAAGAUGAUACAAAGAUGUACGCUGCAGUGGGGUCCACGUUAACUCUCCCCUGUGUGUUCUCACCUGGUUUGUUUCCACUGGGAAUAGUCUGGACGAAGCUGAAUAAAAGCAAUCACAACCUCGACAGCCGUCACCCUCCUUCAUCAACCUGGAUUAAAUCCAUUAAAAUCAAUGUGGUUUUGUUUGAGGAUCAGGGCAAGUACAGAUGUACUGGGACUGUAAAAGGACAAACACUGGCUCGCACCAUGCAGCUUGUUGUUGCUAAAGUUGUCCAGUCAAAGAAGGAAAACUCUGUGAUGCUGACCUGCCAACUGAGCGACGCAAGUGAGGUGACAGAAUACGAGUGGAUUCGUGUGACUGUUGACAUCAAUGGCACAGAAACAUUUGGGCCUGUCCUGAAGGGACAGACAGUUGUGUUAAAGGAGAACUCGGGUGAUUGGACAUGUCGUUAUUAUGGAAAAAAUGGCAUUUUGGGGAAUGUAACGUACCAAGUCCCACUAAUGAGUGGUCAAAGUGGACAAAAAUCAUCUCAUGUCUCAAGCAACGUUGGUACUGUAAUUGGGCUCAGCUUUCUCCUGGCCAUUCUGCUGCUGAUCCUGGCUCAGAUGUACAAAAAUCACAGAAGGAGGCAAAGAAUUUUGCAGUACCCUGCCCUGGAGACAAUCGUUCACACCAUCUCCAAUGAGCGGGAGGAGAGGGAAAGGAACCGAGUGAAGAAGUAAAGACUAAUUAAAAAUGAAGUGCUAAUAUGAAACGAAAUCAGUAACUGCUUUCAACAUGUUGGCAGAUUUUUCUUUGCACAGUUUUUGUAAAUAUUUUCAGAGUUGUUGUAUCAUUUACUUUUUAAAGAAAACUAUUAUACCAUUUCAAACUGUAAUUAUACUUUAUUUCAGCUGUAAAUAUUCUUUAUUGCUCCAUAUGAGCCUUAUUGCAUGUUGGGAACAA